Pipistrellus kuhlii (Kuhl's pipistrelle) is the source of this 5226-nucleotide messenger RNA. It is a transcript of the gene YPEL2, whose product is annotated as yippee like 2. The transcript has 5 exons. The record is from RefSeq and is a predicted model, not a curated record. Lineage: Eukaryota; Metazoa; Chordata; Mammalia; Chiroptera; Vespertilionidae. The coding region runs from base 509 to 868 and encodes 119 amino acids.
UCAGUGAAGUUCUCACCAGUGGUUCCGUCCUGGGAUUGGUAGAGACGGCGCCGAUCGCAGAGGCCCCUUGUCCUCUGCACUAAGCGAUGGAGUAGUCUGUUGUUUGGAAUGACAUAGUAAUACCAGAUCCCCAGCUAAGCCACAAAAACUCACCUAAACCACAGUGUACCUUUAAGUGGAUUAAGUUCGGUCCUAACCCUCUAACCACCAUGAGUCAACUGGAGACAGGAGCGCUGCUCCGAAGGUCCUGUGAAUCAGCAGUUCCUGUGCUUUUUCAUGCUUGCUGGCCAGGACAGUGACAGCUAAUCAAGGCUGCUGAGCACCGGCCCGAGACCUCUGCCUGAGGGUCCUUCCUCCGAAGACAUCGCCAGCGUGUGGAGCCCGCCCCACACCCACCCCCCGCCACACCACGGCCUUUACCUGCGUCUUCCGGUGUUUCCCCUGCGACCCGUCCUGUGGGAGUGCCUCGUGGGCCGCCCCGGAGCUCACCCCUCGCUCAGCGGCGCCCAUGGUGAAGAUGACAAGGUCCAAGACCUUCCAGGCCUACCUGCCCUCCUGCCACCGGACCUACAGCUGCAUUCACUGCAGAGCCCACCUGGCCAACCACGAUGAACUCAUUUCCAAGUCGUUCCAAGGAAGUCAAGGACGCGCAUACCUCUUUAACUCAGUAGUUAAUGUGGGCUGCGGGCCUGCGGAGGAGCGAGUGUUGCUAACGGGACUGCACGCAGUCUCAGACAUUUACUGUGAAAACUGCAAAACCACUCUGGGCUGGAAAUACGAACAUGCCUUCGAAAGCAGCCAGAAAUAUAAAGAAGGGAAAUACAUCAUCGAGCUGGCGCACAUGAUCAAGGACAAUGGCUGGGACUGAGCCGCGAGCCGCCGCCAGCCCGUGUCCGCGUGAAGGCCGCCCGACCGGACGUUCUACCCCAGCGGGGAGGGACUGGACACCGGCUCCAUCCGCCGGGGCCCUGCCCCCGGGGCAGCCGCCCAGCCCGACGCCGUCUCCCCGGUGACCGGCCUCUACACCGCUGUCUCUCUGUCUCUUUGCUUUGUAUCUGUCUGUGAGUUGAUCCUGGCUUCUCUCUCUGUUCGCGUGUUGGCUGAAAACGAAACAGCGAAAGGAACAGACGCCUGCCCGCAUGGCGGGGCCCACGUGAGAGCUGUCCCGUGGCCUCCGUCGGGGAAGCUGUGCACAGCGGGGGGUGAGCGAGAGGGAGGCCCCAGGGUGGCCAGGGACGGGAGGGGAGAGGUAGGGACAAAAUUGUGCUAUUCCUGGAGACCUGGUACCUUAGGCUUGAAGUAACCAAGUUGUCUAAAAGGACAAAGAGAAAAAAAAAUACCUCAUGACCACGCCCUCUCUGAUCAGAAGCUUCUGCUCCUGACACCACAGGUGCCCGGGGAGCAGGUGGGCACCAGCGUGGCCCUGAUCCUGGCUGGCAGGGCAGCGGCCUGCUGCUCCCGGGCUUGUUGGGGUGUCGUGGCGGCUGUGGGUGGUUGGGGGGGAGCCCAGCUGGGUUUGGACGCCUCCGGAGCCCCACCGCUCCUCUGGGCCAUCUUCCUUUCCUCUGCAGCCACCGGAGGGUGAGGAGGGGGCUGCCAUUUGCAAUGGGUGCAAACAUCCAGACAUCCAAAGGCUGUGACCAGGAACCAGGAGACAUCAGCGAUUGAGGAGAACGGGGAACGAGAAGCCGCAGUUGGGGAGCUCCUGUAGAAACAGCUCAGAUAUUGGGCUCAAACCCCACCCCCACACGUAAAACCAAUUAGCAUUUCUGCGGGUCUGACCUUUCCCCUGCCCCUCAGUGAGAGAAGGCAACGCCGUGGCCAGGAACGGGGUGUGGAGGGGCGAAGCUGGGAGAAGCUUAGCUUUGGGUUGCAGGUUCGGUGCAUCUUCCAUCUUUGGGAUGCAGUAGCUUCAGGAGGCCAGCAGUUCUCCGUACAUAGAGUUUGGGGUGGUUUUCCCCUGUUCUGUCUUAAUAGAUUGUGGAAAACAAAGUCCCUCCCAAGGGUUUGAGCUUAGUGAUCGCUUGCAUGUGAGAGAGAAAACUGUCCGAAUGGUCCAGUAGGGGGAGGGAUCAGACUUGAUGUCAAAUGUUAAUAUUACCCAACACCCCCGCUCUUCUCCUCCCCGUCCAAAGCUCAUUCCAUUCGGAGAAGUGGAGAGCAAAUCCCUGCGCGGCUCCCGAGAGGGAGGAGUUUAUUACAUCUGAUCAGCACUCUUGUUCCACAGCCUCUUAGCCAGUGCACAGCGCAUGGCGGAAGCUCCUUGAGCUGAGCUCCUUUCAUUGCUUGGACUGAAAAUAUCAUUGUUCAGAUACGUGCAGGUUAUGUCAGGCAAUCCUCAGUAUCUCGUUCCCCAGGUAGGCUGAUCCUAUAGGAACAUUCACCUUUGAAAUCGCCAAUGAGUGUGUGCCUGGGGACAGUCUAUAAAAUCGAUUAGCCAACCCAGGAUUGUUCAGAAUCGAACGAGCUUUCCCUAGGGUAGGGGUCGGCGGUGGAAAUGCCUUUCCGUGUCUCAGUGCUGACCACAGCGUGGGGGCCCUGGGACGGCGAGGUCCUGCCGGCCGAGGUGGGCGGGGGGACAGAAGGCGGGGGCUCCGGGCCCCCGGCAGACGGCCUCUGUGAGACUUCUGAGUUUUAGAAAUGGAACUUUGUUCCCAGUGGCUUCUCGCCCACAUCUCCGGUGCUUUAGUAGCCCUGGGAGAUUUUGUUCUCCCCACGUUACUGAAAAGCAGACUGAAGUUCAAAAAAGAAAGAAGAAAAAAAAAAAGUAUUGCAUUUUUGCUGCCAGAGAAAUAGUUCCUCUGGUUCCCAGGCACUCCCAGGCCCAAGAUCUCAAAAAUAAAAUUUUUACAACUUUCACAUUCCUCAACGGGCUUGCCAGCCCAAAAGUCAUAGAUUCCCUUUUAGCCCCCUGGCUCAGGGAAUGUCCUGGCUGUUGAUACUCCUCCCCAUGAUAACAAAAGCGGGGGCUAACCAUGGGUGUUUUGUCUUUAAAAGUAAGAAUGGAGUGUAAUUACAGAGAAACCAGACAUGAGGUGCCCUAGAAUGUUCAGCAGGAGGAGACAGAGGUGUCCCUCUUCCCUGGGGAUGGAGCCUGCACAGGUCAGCCCAGGCUCCAAUAAGACCCUGGUUUUGGUGGUGUUUUUUUUUUUUUAAUUAUUAUUAAUAUCCAUUGAGCAUCCAGGGGUGGAGGGCACCAUACUUGGUGCAAAAGAUCCGAGAAAAAUGUUGGUUUUUUCCAUAAAAACAGAAACCCAACUCUUUGGGCUUUCCCUUCGUGUCAUUGAAACCAAAAGUGCUUCUUAAACCUUCAGCUUCAUUCACGGCUUGUCUGCCUAACAUCUGGUGGCAUCGGAGAGCCCUCAGCUGAGCAGUGGAGAUGCAUCAACGCAUGGCCUCGGUCACUUCAUUCUUUAAUUUUCCUCACCAAAUCAUUGCCUCAGAGCAUAACCAAAGACCUUGUCCACUCACCCCAGGGAGGUUCAGGGAAUUGGAGUUCGAUGCAAAACUUAGGUGGGGUUGAGGGAGGAGUGAGAAAGGAAUCGGUCCAGAGUUCUGUGCCUCCAGCAGCUGCCUUCACCAUCAGCUGAAGUCCAGCCACAGAUGCUCCAGUUCCAUCCCAGAUCAUACGGCCUUGGUGGCCCUGGGUUACACCCACCCAGCCCCAUCCCGUCCUUGCUGUUCAUCUCAGGCUGCUGGUGGGCUGGUUUGGCGGGAGUCAAAUGCAGCCGAAGUUGAAGGUCACAGAUGGUCACCUGGGCCUGACUGAGUGGUACCCAGACUCCGUGGACAGUAGUAAGUCAGGGACGCAGGAUGGAGGACAUCUCCCCCAGCGGGUCAGUGUGAAAAAAAGAGGCAUCCCCUUUAUACAAAGAUUUUCAAGUGGAUAUAUAUAAAAGAAAGUUGCUUGUGAAUAUAUACUUUUGUAAAUAAUAUUUAAUUUUUUAAAUAAUAUAUUUGGUGCUGUUUUCUCAGAUCCCCUGAGAGCACUUUUUAUUUUUCAUUUUUAAAUUGUAUGGUUUUCUCUGCAUUUCUUGAAGUAUAUUUUAAGGGAAACAGUGAUCACCAAUGUAUUCUUUUUUUCGGGGGUGGGGGGAGAUCUCUAUCACAUUGGAGUGGAGGCAAUAAAGCAAUGCCUUGCUGUAUUUUUCCCCAUUGGAAUGAACUCUACAGUACAUGAGCAGGUUGAGAAUCAAAGUAUUUUGCACCAGUAUUGGCUAGAAAAUAAAUACAAUCAAAUAAAUUUAGUAGCAGAGCGAAACAAAUUGGAAUCGUGUGUGCGUGUAAAGUACUUUGGAUUGUGCCUCCUGUUUUUUUUUAUUGGGGACACUAGUUAUAGUUUACACCUCGGGCACAUAAGGGUUUUCCUUCUCUUUCCCUCUGGUGAUGGUUUUGUUCCCGAGCGGACCAACAGCACAAGCCUCGGGUCUCGUUUUCCUGAGCGUGGCACUGUGGCUGGCUUAGUCCCUUUUUCCUCGUGUGCUCAGCAUUUCCAGACUGUGAAGGAAAUCUGUGUGAAGAUCAGGCAGAGGCAGAUCUGUGUUUUUCUGAGAUGUGGGUGUCUACAUCACACAUCCCAGGGCUCUGAUUGCAAAUCAUGGUAAAACAUCAACUCGUUUUGAAAGAACAGUAAGGGAAUAGUGCACAUACCUUGUUGGGAAGCAGCUUUUUUUUUUUAAAGGUCAGAUUGGCCCAGGAAGAGGCUGAGAAAUCAGAUCUUAAACACAGUCAACUCACAUAUUUUUUAAAAGUCUGCCUCCAAUGAGGGAACGUGCUAAUAAUGGUGUAGGUGGAGGAAAGAGAUGGUUAAUUUUAAAAAUUAAAGACAUGAAAUCUGCCAGUAAUAAAGGGUAAAGCAAGAAGGAGCAAGCUGUUCUAAUUUUACCAAAUUCUAUCUGCACAUCCGUUUUGCAUAAAAUUUCAGUGAGUGAGAGUUCCCUUCUCCAACCUGCAGAGACCAUCUUCGAAUACAGAAUCUAUUUAUGCUUGUGUUUACAAACUAUUUGUUGGGUUCGGGUUUUGUUACUUUUGUGUAUCUUCUUUUGUUUUGUUGUUGGCAUUUUUCAGGUCACUUUGCUUUAAUAACAAAGAUGAUUUUCAAAUAAUUUGUCUUCACCUUUUCCUCUAUUUGUACAUAGUGGUUCAGUAUUAGAGAAAAGUGCAUUGUUUCUGUCAUAUUUCCAAUCUGUGUUGGUGCUCAUUUGAGAAAAUAAAGUUUUCAAAUAU